Patiria miniata (bat star) is the source of this 3674-nucleotide messenger RNA. It is a transcript of the gene pdia6, whose product is annotated as protein disulfide-isomerase A6 homolog. Bases 171 to 1514 code for a protein of 447 amino acids. The transcript has 11 exons. Gene Ontology annotation, molecular function: protein-disulfide reductase activity; protein disulfide isomerase activity. NCBI's taxonomy places the organism in Eukaryota, Metazoa, Echinodermata, Asteroidea, Valvatida, Asterinidae. The record is from RefSeq and is a predicted model, not a curated record. Gene Ontology annotation, biological process: response to endoplasmic reticulum stress. Gene Ontology annotation, cellular component: endoplasmic reticulum lumen.
GUGCAGCCUUUAAAACAGGCCACGUUCGCUUGCACUUCGUACAUGACACACAUUGUGUGUGUGCCAAUAUUAUUGGGCAGUUUUAGUCGUCUUCUGCACGUGGAAAAGUCGACAUUAAAAGUUGACGAUAGGCUGUUGAAAGUAUAGUUUCAAUCCGCACCUAAAGAAGUAUGGAAAAGUGUAUUGGUAUCGGGCUGCUGUUGCUAGCCGGUGUUGCGAAUGCUCUCUACAGCAGCACAUCGGACGUCAUUCAACUUACUGCUGCCAACUUCAACGACAAAGUCAUCAAGAGCGACGCGGUUUGGCUGGUAGAAUUUUAUGCACCAUGGUGCGGUCACUGCAAAAGCCUGGUGCCAGAAUGGAACAAGGCAGCCACUGCCUUGAAGGGUGUUGUGAGAGUAGCAGCAGUAGAUGCGACUGAGCACCAGGCCGUAGGCAGCCAGUAUGGAGUCCGCGGGUUCCCCACCAUAAAAAUAUUUGGUGCCAACAAGCAGAAACCAACAGAUUAUCAAGGUGCCAGAAGUGCUGAUGCCAUCACAACAGAAGCAUUGAAAGUUGCAAAGGAUGUCGUUAAUGGAAGACUCAGCGGCAAAAAGUCUGGAGGAGGCGGGGGCGGGGACAGGGGCGGAUCAGGCAGAUCUGGCGAUAGCGGGGGAAAGGCAAGUGACAAAGAUGUCAUCACCCUGACAGACAGCAACUUCGAGGAAGAAGUCCUGGACAGUACAGACCCCUGGCUGGUGGAGUUCUACGCCCCUUGGUGCGGUCACUGUAAAAACCUCGCCCCAGAGUGGGCCAAGGCAGCCACCCAACUCAAAGGCAAAUUCAAACUCGGAGCGUUGGACUCAACGGUGCAUACCGUCAAAGCCAGUGCCUUUGGGGUUCGAGGUUACCCAACCAUUAAGUAUUUCCCGGCAGGCAAGAAGACCAUGAGUGAUGCGGAGGAAUUCAACGGUGGGCGCACGGCCUCAGAUAUUGUCAGUUGGGCAAGCAGUAAAGUCGCCGAAGCCAUGCCACCACCAGAAGUGGUUGAGAUAACUGAGGAACAAGUCCUUAAAAAUGCAUGUGAGAGUCAUCAGCUUUGCGUAAUCUCCUUUCUGCCUCAUAUUCUGGAUUCCGGCGCCGUCGGACGCAACCAGUACCUCCAACACCUCAAGGACAACACAGAACGCUACAAGCAAUGGGGGUGGAUAUGGGCUGAGGCAGGCGCUCAGCCGGAGUUGGAAAGCUCGUUGGGUAUCGGAGGAUUUGGCUAUCCUGCCAUGGCGGUACUGAACGGUCGCAAGAUGACCUACACAAGACUGAAGGGAUCGUUCAGUAAAGAGGGCAUUCAUGAAUAUCUCAGGGCAGCAGCAAUGGGUAGAGGUCUCACCACGGAAGUUGUACCAAAUAAAAAAUUAGGCGAAAUCAAGAAAACGGAUCCGUGGGAUGGCAAAGACGGCGUGAUGCCCGAGGAAGAGGACAUUGAUUUAAGCGACUUUGAUAUGGAUGAAGAUGAAGGGAGAGAUGAGCUUUAAUGACAGGAAAAAAAUCAGCGAAAGGUGGUGGUCGUAAUUUUUAUGUACAGCAUUUUUUUUUUCAUUAUCUUAUCUUUUUUGUGGUGUAGAUUUUUUUUUACAUAAUUAUCAUGCAAACAUCUUGUGCAUUCGCAGUUAAAGGUUUUCCUCUCGCAAAAUGCUUUGACCAGUUCGCGCCGGGAUUAUUUUGACAUGAUCGGUCCCAGGCGCGGGAUUGUUUUCUCGAACUUCGAUGCCAGACGGGUUCAGGCCGUCAUCUGCGGGUAGCACACCCUGAUAUUUCCGGCCUGGCUCGCUGCGAGAUGGUCGCAGACGAUAUUUCCAACCUCUCUCGUUGCGUAUUUAUCCGGCAUCCGUUCUGAAUACCGCAAAACCUUUGCGUGUAGACACGUCAACGGACGUGAACUGGCUAAAAGAACAGGGACCUCAAUUUAUUUUGAUACCUGCAUGGGCGCAGAUUCGCAAUUGGGCCAUAAAACUGCACGACCGCUAUAACACAUGCGAGAAAAUCCUACAUGGGUUUUCAAUCCCUUUGUUGUUAAUAAGUUUCAUCCAGUACUUGAUGUGAACUAAAUGUUGAGAGAUGAGCAUUCUUAAAGUUUAGACAUAAUGGGGUUUAGGAAUACUUUACUUUUUACAAUUAAAGCAAUAAAUUUGUUUACAGUAGAAAGUGGUACAUAUUUGUCACUUUUCCUGUUUGUUGUUGCUGAUAGUUUGAAACACUCGUCUAGAGUUUCUUUUGUUUUAUGAAGAAAAAAAAUACCAAAAAAUUUGAAGCUAAUUCAUUAUUAAAAACAAGCUCAGUUCAAAUUUGAAAAAAAAGUAGUUGUACUUUUUACUACAUGUUCAGGUCUUUGUUGCAUUUGUACACAAGAAAAAGUAAUAAUUUUUAUACGUGUACUCUGUUACCAAAAUCCACUAUUUGUAAUUUUGCAGAAACAAUUUCAUUCAUAAUUUACAUCAGAAAUUACACCAGCUUUAUAUGUAACUUUGAAUUGCAUGUUGCAGCAAUAUUCAUCUUUUUCUCCAGGGUACAGACAGAAGGCAAAAAUGUAAAAAUAAAAAAUGUUGGUUCGUUUAUGGUAUUGUUUCAAAUUGAUAUACAAUGUAUAUACCUGUGUGUAUGUAUUCCUGUGGCACCAAAAAAAAUUAGGUAAUGCACAACUAUUUCGUAUACCAAGUCAAUUUUCUUUAUUCGUUCACUGUUAAUUUGUGAUCCCAUUGAAUAUGUGCACGAAUACAUUGUGCCCAGUCUACCCUGUUGAGGUUAUGCUGUAAGAUUGCAGAAAAUAGUUAUACAAUGUAUAACAUUUAUUGCACUGAAGAUUUUGCGAGUUCGAUACAUCUUUACCAAGUUUGAAGUUUAUCCAGAUUUGAAAUGAUAUGUUUAUAGUAAGAUCUGUGAUGAAACACAUCUUCCAGAAAUCUGUAACCGUUGCAGAAAACAACUAUACAUUAUACAAUGUAUAAUAUAUAUAAUACUGAAGAUUUUGCGAGUUUGAUUCAUCACUUCCAAGUUUAUCCAGAUUUGAAAUGAUACAUUUGUUAAAUUAAAAUCAAUAUUGAUUUGAUUUAUAAUCCUUAUAAAACUGGGCUUUGCUGCUGCACAUACACAUACAUUGUACAUUCAUAAAAGCAGUGACUUUGCAUUUGAAAGGAUCAUUCAUGCAUAUUCAACAUGCACGAUCACCUGACCGCAAACAUGCAUAUUCAUGACUUGGUGAGACUGUAAUAUCCAAGCAGUGAACCAUGUUAAUAUCUGGCUAAUUUUCACCUACAAGUAUGCGCUUUUGUACUGGGUGAUUUGCACACAAAAACAUACAUUAAAAACUGACUUUGCAUUUGAAAGGAUCAUUCAUGCAUAUUCAACAUGCACGAUCACCUGACCGCAAAACGUGCAUAUUCAUGACUUGGUGAGACUGCAAUAUCCAAGCCUUGAACCUUGUUAAAUAUGUAGCAAAUUUUAACCUACAAUUAUGCGCUUUUGUACUGGGUUAUUUAAAAAUUGUGUCUGUUCGUAUAAGGUUAUAGUACACCAUUUUCAUUUAGUUCUUUCAGGAAUCGUUUAUAAAUAUCAUUUGUUUUUGCUCGUUUCUUAGAUGCAAUCAUAUUAUUCCUUGUUUAUUUUUUGAAAAAUAAAAAGGUAAUUGUCAACUGGCA